CUGUUCCUCUCCCAGACUGACUCCCAGUAUAUAUCGCGAGAUAGGGAUAGGAGGCAGAAAAAUAGUCAUAUUUUAGCAACAACAAUUGUUACAAAAUGAUGAUAAUAUCGGGUAUAUAUAGAUUAUUUUUUAUCAGAGUAAGUGAAUGAAAAUGAUGGAGCGUAAAAUAUUGAGCCAUAAAUAAAAAUUCUAAUGCAAGGCAUACGCAAGAUUGCUAUCAAGCUGUUUUAUUAAUAGCUGGCUAACAAGCUAGCUAGAUGGUUAGCUAACCACAUAUAGCUAGCUAGGUUGCCAGCUACCUGUAUUAGCCCGUUUGCUAUCGUUAGUCUGGGAGCAAUAACGAUUAAACACCUAGCUAGUUAACUGUAAAGUGGACUUUAUUUUGAAGACAAGCGUGUACAAGUGGGCUAUUGUCGUUUUAUCACAGAUGUGUGGUGGACUGUAAGCCAGGCUGCUAUUUGUCAACAUCAUCUUUUUACCCCUCUCCCUGUCCUAUACCUUUUCCCUAAACCUUUAAACAUUUUAAAUGGUACGAAACCAUGUAGUAACGAGACCGAGCCUUUAUACUUCUACCUCUUCUCAGUCUUUGCUCAUGGGUACUGCUGUCUUUUAUUUCCAUGUUUAAAUGGGGUGAAUGUACUCUGUGCCUGGUCUACUACAGUACUCAAAUUCACACCCAUUUGUAUGUUAUCUCCAAUGCACAUUAGUGUGUGUGCUCCCUGGCCCUUAUGCCAGCUGUGCUUUCACUCCGGGUUUUGUUAGAAAACUUUAAGUGAUAAACCAAUCAGCUGCUAGCUAGUAGGCUAGUCAGCCAAUCCUUCCCACCGACCCCGUCCCUUGCAAAAUGAACGGCUCUCUAUUAACCCCGCCCAGCCCACGGGCAGCCAACUCUUCCCCACUGCCCCCUUCACCCUCCCCGUCCCCUCCUUCACCCUCCCUUUUGCCCUUGUCCCUUCGGCCGCCCCCUCUACCCCCUCCCCUCGCUCAGCCUCACCCUUCCUCCCUAUCGGACACUCCCACGCCCUCUCCCUCCCCCUGCCUUAGCUGGACCGAGUUCUGUGAGCUUCACGCUCGCAUGGCGGCUGGGGACUUCGCCCGGCACUUCCGGGCGUUCCUCCUUGAAAACCCACACUACUCCCCUGACUCUGCCUCUGCCUUCUGCCGCCGCUUCACCGACCGCUUCGUCCGCCAUUUCCAGAGCGAGCUUGAGGGGGUUGUGGUCGCACCGGGCGCACCCCCUGGGAUGGAGGCAGGGAGCUGGGCUCCCCAAUCAGACGCCACCUCCCUGGAAGAGGAAGCAAUCUCCCCUCCUCCUGUGGCAGAGGGAGCCUCCUAUCACCCUUGUGCUCCAGCCAACCAGGCGCGAGCCUUGCCCAAGCCUGCCCCCGUGCGGCUGGUAUUGGAGACCCGAAGCGGGGACCGGUUUCAAGAUUCUUAUGCUGUCACAGCUGUCCUCCCCCCAUCCUCCUCCUCCUCAUGCUCCUCAUCGGUGGGAGGAGGAAACAACGGCAGGCGUGAUGAGAGGGGGGCCACGGUUUCCGUCAAACACUUCCCCGGACCUGGCAAUGGUGAAGCGACGGCCGAGGAAGAGGAGGACAGCUGGGUGGGGAUACCUGUUGUGGGUGAGGAGGCAGAGCCAGACGAGGUGGAGGCGGACAUUUGCCUAGACAAUUCAGCCCCCUCUCACCUGACCGGGACCCCUGCCUCCCUGUUGUCCGACACGCCCCCUCCCUGUGCCAAGGGCAACGGUGCCCCGGCGUCAGCGGGGAGCCAGUCCAAGGCCAAGCUGAAGAAGCGCUUCUCCCUGCGGAGUGUCGGACGGAGUGUGCGGGGCAGUGUCCGGGGAAUCCUGCAUUGGCGCAGCUCCUCCAGCGACGCCUCCCAGACUUCAUCCCAGUUGCCGUCCAGCUACAGCUACACCAUGGGGGUCCAUGACGCCGCCGGCGGCUCCUCCUCUAAGAGGAAUUUUGCCACCCAGCCCCCCACGCCCACCUCCUCCAUGCCCGUGUCCCUCUCCUUGCCACUCUCCCUCCCCCACUCUUCCUCCUCCUCCCUGCCCCCGUCCUCCUCCAGCAGCGCCACCUCCCUCUCGCUGUCGGAGGCGCGUGACCGCCGGCGGAGCAAUGGCGAGGGAGGUGAGAAGGAGAAGUGGAGCCAGCGGCUCGAGAAGCUGCGCCUGUCUCGCUCACCGCCCCCCAUCCUCUCUUCUGCGCCCCCCUCGGCUGUGGUAUCACCCGCCUCCGGAUUGCCCCCCAGCAGUAUGGCCCAAAGGAAGACAGGGCGGCUUGUGCGGGAGGGAGGAGUCAGCGUCAGCUCCUCCAAUCCAGAUGAGUUUACCGGGGGCCACAGUGGUUUCCCUGGCUUCUCCUUUGGCCUACUGCACCACGGCACCCAGGAACACAACAAUGCUGGCACCGGCCUAAACAACACCAGCUCCACGGCCCUGACGGCUGUAGCGCCACCUCUUGUUCCUGGGGGCACUGUAGGCUGGAGGGGCGGCCGGUGGCACAAGUGCCGCCUAGUCUUGAGGGAGAGGGACAAGGAGGGGGAGCGGGGCGAGGAGUACUACCUGGAGUUCUACAUCCCUCCUAAGUCCUCCAAACCCAGGCUGACUGUCCCUUGUAGUUCUGUAGUGGAUGUGAGGAGCACCACAGCUCUGGAGGUGCCAGACAAGGAGAACACCUUCCUCCUGCAGUUGGAGGGACAGUAUGUGAUUGAGACACGAGACGCUGUGCAGAUGAGGGCCUGGUUGAGUGACAUCAGAAACGGAAUAUGCAUCAGUGAACAGGAGGACACGGAAGGUGCGUGUGAAGGACCCAUGAACAUCAGCGGAACGCCUGAAUUCAGUGACCGCCUUUCUCAAGUGUGUUACGGGGGCGUGGGCGGCUCGUCACCGCUUAUGGACCCUCUUCCCCCAGAGUUACCGCCCCGAGCCCCUCUGGAUGAACUAGACGGGCGUGGGGGUGGUGCAGGCCUGGGUACACCAUUCGCCGAGACACCGGAUGCCACAGGCUCGUUCCUGUUCUCGGACACAGUGGUGACAGUGGAGCACCCCCUGAGCGAGUGCCAGUGGUUCCACGGGACGCUGUCGCGCCUCAAGGCGGCCCAACUGGUGCUGGCAGGGGGCCCAGCCAGCCACGGCGUAUUCCUGGUGCGCCAGAGUGAGACGCGGCGUGGAGAAUACGUCCUCACCUUCAAUUUCCAGGGCAAGGCUAAGCACCUGCGUCUGUCCCUGAAUGACGAAGGCCAGUGCCGGGUGCAACACCUGUGGUUCCAGUCCAUAUUCGACAUGCUGGAGCAUUUCCGUGUGCAUCCUAUCCCACUGGAGUCCGGCGGUGCUUCCGAUGUGACUCUCAUCAGCUUUGUGGGCGCCACCGCCGUCCGGCAGCCAGGCCGGGACAGGGCAGGCAGCCGGCCCACAGUCUGUGAUGUCAUCAGCACGCGCCACCCUGACUCUCCAUCAACCCCCAUCUCUGACUGUGUACUUGACCAGCAGACCCCGUAGCCCCCCCUUGCCGCCCCCUCCACCGCUGCCCCCCGGACGGCCGCCGCCUCCAAGCCCACCCCUAGAACGAGGAAACGAGACAGAGCUAGC
Messenger RNA from Esox lucius (northern pike), 3595 nucleotides. It is a transcript of the gene sh2b1, whose product is annotated as SH2B adaptor protein 1. The record is from RefSeq and is a predicted model, not a curated record. Gene Ontology annotation, cellular component: plasma membrane. The transcript has 10 exons. The coding region runs from base 845 to 3505 and encodes 886 amino acids. Lineage: Eukaryota; Metazoa; Chordata; Actinopteri; Esociformes; Esocidae. Gene Ontology annotation, biological process: intracellular signal transduction. Gene Ontology annotation, molecular function: transmembrane receptor protein tyrosine kinase adaptor activity.